This is a messenger RNA of Hyposmocoma kahamanoa, 2640 nucleotides long. RefSeq names its product coatomer subunit gamma-2-like. The record is from RefSeq and is a predicted model, not a curated record. Gene Ontology annotation, cellular component: endoplasmic reticulum-Golgi intermediate compartment; endoplasmic reticulum; Golgi membrane. Lineage: Eukaryota; Metazoa; Arthropoda; Insecta; Lepidoptera; Cosmopterigidae. Gene Ontology annotation, molecular function: structural molecule activity. The transcript has 2 exons. The coding region runs from base 1 to 2640 and encodes 879 amino acids. Gene Ontology annotation, biological process: intra-Golgi vesicle-mediated transport; protein secretion; intracellular protein transport.
AUGAGUGUUUUUAAAAGUCAUAAAAGCAAGUCAUUGCAAGAAUAUAAACCUGAAAAAGUGUUCCAAAACCUCGACAAAAUCUCUCUCCUACAAGAAGCUCGGUACUUCAAUUCCUUGCGUGUUAACCCCAAUAAAUGUAUACAUAUUUUGAAAAAAAUUUUAUAUUUGUUGUAUCAAGGAGAAUCUCUUUCUAUUCAAGAAGCUACUCAUAUAUUUUUCUCAACGACAAAAUUGUUCCAAUCUGAUAGCAUAAUACUUCGUCGACUCGUGUACCUUAGUCUGAAGGAGUUGAGUUUAAAAUCUCAAGAUGUGAUUAUCGUGACAUCAUCUCUUACUAAAGACAUGAGUGGAAAGGAAGACAUGCUUCGUGCUGCGGCAAUAAGAGCUCUGUGCACUAUAGUUGAUAGUACCGUGUUGCAAGGCAUUGAACGCUACAUGAAGGAAGCGAUCGUUGACAAGAAUCCAGCAGUUAGUUCUGCGGCACUUAUUUCCGCUUUACAUAAAUCGGCGACUGUUCCGGAUUUAGUACGACGUUGGGUAAAAGAAGCUCAGGAAGUAAUAAUGUCCGAUAACAUUAUGGCGUCCUACCAUGCUUUGGGUGUGUUUGCUAAAGUUCGCUGCAUCAAUCAAAUAUCGAUGGAGAAACUCGUAAUAAAACUCUUAUCUAAGCCUAUUCAGUCGCCAUACGCUCAAUGCCUUCUUAUUCGUUACGCUGCGAAGCUAGCCAAAAGUCAUGAGUCGGGAUUGUCUGGUACAUUCAUUAAGUUUAUUGAAUCACGUCUACAGCCCAAUAAUUCCGAAAUUAUCGUUUAUGAAGCUAUACAUGCUAUGAUAUAUUUGUGUAAAUCUGCUAAAAAACUUGCUCAAGUAUUGUCUAUCUUACAAAUAUUUUGUGUGUCUCCUAAGGCCACAAUACGUUUGGUCGGAACUCGAUCAUUGGCUAAAAUCAGUUUCAAAUAUCCAAGUAUUGUAAAAGCGCAAACAAUAGAUUAUGAAAAUUUAGUAUUUGACCCAAACAAAUGGGUUGCUACUAUGGCUUUGGUAACCAUUCUUAGCAUGGGAACUCCUAGCACAAUUAAGCAGAUAAUGAAACCGUUAUCAAGUUUCAUGACUGAUAUACCAGACGAAUUAAAAAUAAUGGUGGUACACGCUAUACAACGCCUUUUUUCGAAGUAUCCCCGUAAAUACCCAACAAUUUUAUCACCUUUAGGAGAAAUGUUACACGGUGAAGGUAGUUUGGAGUAUAAAGAUGCUAUUAUUAGUGCAAUGAUUCCCCUUAUUGAAGGGGAAAAUGAUCACGUCAAAGAGAAUGGAUUAAUUCAACUGUGCGAAUUUAUUGAGGAUUGUGAACACAAGGCACUAGCUGUGCGCAUCUUACAUUUAUUAGGGCGUGAAGGUCCAAAAACUAAGCAACCCUCGAGAUUCAUUAGAUAUAUCUACAACAGAGUUAUUUUAGAAUUACCACCAGUGCGAGCAGCAGCGGUAACAACUGUCGCACGAUUUGGCGCCGCGCUCCCAGAGCUGCUAUCUAGAGUAAGAGUUGUAUUAACUAGGUGUCAAUUUGACAAUAGCGACGAAGUGAGAGAUCGUGCGGUUUUUUACAACGGAAUACUGGAGUCAGGUAAUACAAAUCUUAUCAAUGAUUAUAUCACGAAUGUUCAAGUGCCCAAUGUAAUUGAACUUGAAAAGGCCUUAUUUGAUCAUUUGAGUAAGAAGCCAGAUGGACCAUUCGAUAUAUCAGUUGUUCUAAUAGAUGAAAAGCACCAGGCCAUUAAUUACGACAUGUCUGAUCAAGUAGUUAGUCGUCUAUCCAUGGAAUCCCUUGAAAAGCGACAAGAAAGCAAACCAAUAUUUUCUCCUGGCAUAGAGAACAUUGGGACUCUUUUUAAGUCUUGUGAACCCGUGGAGUUAUCAGAAUCUGGAACUGAAUAUCGCGUCCGUUGUAUUAAACAUGUCUUUGCGCAUCACUUGCUUCUCCAAUUCGAAUGUUUAAAUACUCUUUGCGAUCGUAUAUUACAAAAUGUUCAAAUAGUUUUAGGACUGGCGCCUGGUUAUAGUUUGUUGGCUGAAACAACCUGUGAGCAAUUGGAGUACGACAAACAAGGUAAUAUCUUUCUACUGCUGGAAUUUCCCAAAAAAGCAGAAGAAUCACCGGGAACAUUCACCAUUAUUUUAACGUUUACGGUUUCUAAUUGUGAUCCAGUAAAUACCAAUAACUUUCCUGACAAUUUUUGUAAUAGCCAUCAAGAUAAUUACUAUUUAGAAGACCUAGAAAUUAACUGUAGGGAUCAAUUUAUCAUACAUGAAGCGGAUGAAGAUUGGCAGAAGAAAUGGGGUAAUGCGUCCCGGCGACUAGUGGAAGUUAGUGAAAUUUUUGGUUUGAUACACAACAAUUUGACAAAUGCUGCAAAAGCAGUAUGUAAACAUCUUGGGUUGCCAAAAUCUGGGAUUAAAGGCAAAGAUAUUAAAGAAAUUCACAGCAGUGGCAUGUGGCGAACGAAAGUGCCCGUUUUCAUAAAAAUUCUGUUGAUGUUUGCAGGAGAAACAGUUACGGGACAUGUUUAUAUACGCUCUCUGCGAGAAGAUGUUGCUUCACUACUUUUUCUUGAAAUUUUACCUGAAGCAUUUGUGAUUACUUAA